UGGAUCUGAGCUCUGAUUUGCUGCGCAGCCAUGGAAAUCCGCUUGCGAGAAGAUCUACGAUGGAGGUGGUGUUUGUUCUUUGGAUUCUCGGCGAGGGAGGGUGGAGGUAGCAGGUGUUCAGAGUCAGAUGUUAUGGCUUUUGAGGAAUCUUUUUCAGAGUCGUUUCCUCGUCGACUUCGCUGCAGGUGGUGGGGGUGAUAAGGUGGAUCUUGCUAUCACGGAGAAGCGUCAAGAGCUGCUUGAUGCAGGCGGAGAUGGUCCAGUGGUUCUGUUCAUGUCGCUUUGGAGUUGUCCGAGCGAUAAUAGUACGGUAGUGGUCGUCUAUGGCCUCACCAUUUUUCCUCCACCGCUUCUCUCAGUUCACGUCUUCCCUACCAGUGCUCUUCUUCAUGUCCUUGAAUUUCGGCGGCGGUCAACUUCCGGGAGCGUUCUUGUGUUCGUUGAUGUUCCUUUCUCCGCUUUGACCCUGGAGUUUAGAUCUUACAUGUCACAGGUUCUGUCCUUCGGUUCUCAAAGGCAGCAAAUGUCGGAGCAGCCUCGCUCGGUUGGGUCUUAUCUGUUUGGUGUCAUCUUUUGGUCCAGCACAUAUCCCAGUGCUGGUUCGGUCACUUGAUCAUUCGUUAGGUAGUGUUGCUGGUCUACACUUUGUGCAGGUUGA
This is a messenger RNA of Brassica oleracea var. oleracea, 658 nucleotides long. RefSeq lists its product as uncharacterized. The transcript is spliced from 2 exons. The record is from RefSeq and is a predicted model, not a curated record. Bases 128 to 613 code for a protein of 161 amino acids. Lineage: Eukaryota; Viridiplantae; Streptophyta; Magnoliopsida; Brassicales; Brassicaceae.